Betta splendens (Siamese fighting fish) is the source of this 2590-nucleotide messenger RNA. RefSeq names its product nuclear factor interleukin-3-regulated protein. Lineage: Eukaryota; Metazoa; Chordata; Actinopteri; Anabantiformes; Osphronemidae. Gene Ontology annotation, molecular function: DNA-binding transcription factor activity; DNA binding. Gene Ontology annotation, cellular component: nucleus. Gene Ontology annotation, biological process: regulation of DNA-templated transcription; circadian rhythm. The record is from RefSeq and is a predicted model, not a curated record. The coding region runs from base 542 to 1612 and encodes 356 amino acids. The transcript has a single exon.
CGCGCAGCCUUCGAGAGGAAAACACGGCAACACCCACAAACCUAACUUGUAAAAAAUACAGUAAAUCGUGUGUGUGACGCCGUUCGCUCCUGCAGAACUGCAGCAAACUCGCGAAUCACCCCACAGGUGCCAUCUCCUCAUCCAGGUCAGUGCGGCGACUAAGGUUGUGUUAAACUGUCAGAUUUGAGCAGUCUGGCAGAUGACUCGUUGAUUGGUUUAAUUAAUUAAGCUACUGUCUCGUUUAUUUGUUAUUACUACUGUUUGUUGGCAAAUCUAUACCUGCAUAAAAAGAAAGUUGCAGAAAAAGUAACAACUUACUUUAGCUGAAAGUAAAUAAAAAGUAGAAUACUUUAUUGACAAAUGGUAAAACGAAUGAAUUGUUUAGUGAUUGUUGAACUAAAAUUUAUUAUUAUUACUUCAACUGAAAUGUUAAUGUUGCCUCAUGUAAAAUGUUGCGGCUUUAGAAUCAGAUGACAGACAGACUUGUUAUAAAACUGUGGCUGUGUGCGUUAACACUUUGAUUUUCUCGCAGUCUGGUAACAUGUCCAACCCGAGCAGCCCCGCCGGUGCCGAGAGCUCCUCGGCGGAGAGCAGCGGCUACAAGGACUCCGAUCCCGAGCGCGGCUUCUUGCUGCCGGUGACGCGCUCAUCCCUGCUGGCCCGGCGCCUGCUGGGCUUGCGGGCCUGCAGCAGCCACAUGAGCCCGACCCGGCGCCGCAAACGAGAAAUGAUCCCCGCCGACAAGAAGGACUCCAGCUACUGGGACAAGCGGCGCAAGAACAACGAGGCGGCCAAGCGAUCCAGGGAGAAGAGGCGGCUCAACGACCUGAUGCUGGAGAGCCAGCUGUUGGCUCUCAGCGAGGAGAACGCGCAGCUGCGCGCGCGCGUGCUCAGCCUCCAGUACCACAGCAGCCUGAGCGCAGAAAAGAGCAAAGUCGCCGCCUGCGCAGCUUCCACCUUGCCCUCGCCUAGACCCACGCACGGCCCUGCCCUGUUGCACGCAGGACUCUGGGGCAGCAGCAGGAGCAUCCCGGCCUCUGCGCUGGCACGGAGGCAACGCGAAACAGCCGGCUCCCCGUUGGAGACCAAGAUCCCCGGCUUUAGCUCACUUCGAGGUGCCGGUGGUUUCCAUCCGCUGAGUCCUCAGACUGGUGGCAGGCAGCAGUCCUGGCCUCUCUCCGGGCCCCACGCCCCCCCUCCUCAAACGGCGAUGGCGGGGAGAAAGUCUGCGGAGGCAGAGAUGGAUGCGCAGAGGCAGGUCUCCUCCAGCGACGACUUCCCCACCUCCAGCAACCAGUUCUCCAGUCCCCUGUCCUCCAUCAGAGGGAUUCUGUCUGCACCCGACGCGCUCCCUCACCCCCCCCACCUGCCGUACCAACCCCAGAAUUGGCUGGUGCCCCGCGUGAAUCCCUCGGCAGUGUACAACAACCUUCUGCUGCCCUGGCGGUCCUCCUACCUGCCACCACCGGCCGUCUACCCGUGCCUGCCGCUCUGCAUCCAGGACAGACAGGCCCAGGGUCUGGGCACGGAGGCUGACACUCUGAGGGGGGAGAAGAGCCGGUUCGGAGACGCACCGGUAGGGAUGUCCCAGCUCAGUCCCGAGAGACGUUAAGAGGACAGUUAGACCGGUCGGAAAGAACAAAAACGGCGCUGAUGGUGGUAUUUCAACAAUCACAAAUUAAAAAGAUUUUUUACUUUUGGCCGCGGUAUAUGUGUUGUGAGAGCGGCAGCUAGACGCCCGCAUCCCAUACACCGUAUAAAUAAUGUGCGACUUUCGGUGGUUUUGAUGAGUUAGUGAUAAAAGAGAGACAGCGGUUGCAUUGCACGCACGUAUCUGUGCUUUCAGGGACCCAUCAAUCACGUCAACUGCAGCUUUAUUUCAUUUUGAUGAGUGAUCUUUUAAUUACAAUCUAACAAACCACGCGGUAAAAGCCACGAAAAGCAACGACAGGCUUUUAUUGUGUGAUUUGGGAUGUAAUAGAGACGAUAGGAGACAACUUCAUGACUGUGAAUUUUCAACUGCGCCAACGAAACUUUGCGCCUGUUGGCUUGGUAUUUCCCAGCAGACGUCGGGUCAAUGGAAAACCAAACGUUGAACCGUCUUGUAAACCUGCAACUGUGUAAGGCAUCACCGUCCACGUGCGUCGGGCUUUGGUUGUAUGCGGAUUUUUUUCUUUUUUUUAACUAUUCAAUAAAACAAAAACAGCUCAAAUGGUUGAACGUCGACGGCAAAGAUUCGGAUUAGUCAUCUUUAAUUGUGUCAUUUAGAAUCGAUUGUUUUAUUGAAUUAAUAAAAGUUUUAAUUAGUCAGCUUAAACAUAUUGAGCUUAAAAUAUUUUUGUAUGUAUUACGGGACACUUGAAAUUUGUUUACUGUUAUUAAAAGUUUAAAAAGGAUCAAAAUGUUUCAUUGUUUUUGUAGCUUAUUUCAGUUUUCGCCAGUGUCCGUGAUAGAGGUAGCCUCUAAAUAAACAAACGUCCUUUUAACUGCAUUGUUAGAAAUAUGUUUUUAAAGGCUCCAAUUACGCGAAAAUAAAUCAAAUGAAAUAAACUAAUACCACGCGAAUUAUGGCAGCGGGUUCAGCUGCUCA